AUGAAGCCGACUAAGCUGGCAUUUCUUCUAGGGCUCUUCUUCAUCUGCUCCUGGUGGACCGUUCCAUCAAUGGGCGGCGUUGCUAAAGUCACUGAGAAGAUUUGCGGGGAGCUCAAAGAUCCAUGCACAAUGGAUAUGGAGUCGGGCAGCUGCUUUGAAGUUCACUUUCGAUAUUUCUACAACAAAACUUCCAAAAGUUGUGAAAGUUUUUUCUACAGUGGCUGUGACGGGAACCUUAACAACUACAAACUCAAAAUCGAAUGCCAAGUAGCCUGUGUUGAAAGAUACAAACGAAGGACUCCACAAGAAGAUGACGACAUAUGAAUUCAUGACGCUCCAUCAGAAAUAAAGAUAUAAGAAAAUUCAAG
Molecule: messenger RNA, 368 nt
Organism: Echinops telfairi (small Madagascar hedgehog)
Lineage: Eukaryota; Metazoa; Chordata; Mammalia; Afrosoricida; Tenrecidae
Gene: SPINT4
Product: serine peptidase inhibitor, Kunitz type 4
Exons: 3
Coding region: 1-324 (107 amino acids)
Molecular function (GO): serine-type endopeptidase inhibitor activity
Source: RefSeq, a predicted model, not a curated record